Molecule: messenger RNA, 4588 nt
Organism: Haliotis rufescens (red abalone)
Lineage: Eukaryota; Metazoa; Mollusca; Gastropoda; Lepetellida; Haliotidae
Product: lactase-phlorizin hydrolase-like
Exons: 22
Coding region: 1-3903 (1300 amino acids)
Biological process (GO): carbohydrate metabolic process
Molecular function (GO): beta-glucosidase activity
Source: RefSeq, a predicted model, not a curated record
AUGAAUCAAGAUUUCUCCUCCUUCGAGGGGAUGGAAGAGCACGCGUCUACAGACGUCGAGAGACUGCGUACAGGAAGUGGAAAGGCCGAGUGGACUACCAUACCCCAGGAUGUGAUUCGCAUACUCGCCUCUUCCAUGGACAGGGGAUAUCGCAACCCCAAUGAGUGGGAUGCAUUCUCUCACCCAUCCGGCAAAACAGACCAAGGAGACACGGGCUACGUUGCAGCGGACAUCUACAGCCAGGACAGCGGAGUUAUCAACAUGCUCAAAGAAAUGGAGGUAUCUCACUACCGUUUCUCCAUCGCCUGGUCCCGAGUUCUUCCCAAUGGCACACUCUCUGGAGGGAGGAACCAAGAAGGCAUCGAUUAUUACCACAACUUCAUCGCUGAACUGCUCAAGAACGACAUCAAACCCAUGGUGACCCUCUACCACUGGGACCUGCCACAAGCGCUUGAAGACCUGGGAGGCUGGCUGAAUGAAGACAUUGUCCAUUGGUUUACCGACUACGCUGACUUAUGUUUCCAGGAGUUUGGGAAUCAUGUGCCACUGUGGAUCACCUUCCAUCAGCCUUCUAUCUCCGCAGUCAACGGCUAUGGAAAGAUCGGAAUAACCAUCAACUACGGCUGGAGCGAACCCAGGGACCCUCUGGACACCACAGAUGUAGACGCCGCGGAAAGGUCACUAGAGUUCUAUGGCGGGAUGUUCGGCCAUCCUAUAUAUGUGGACGGGGACUUCCCUCCUGUGAUGAAGGAAAAGAUAGCUCAGAAAAACAAGGAGUCGGGUACACAUAAUUUCCUCGGACUUACCCUCUAUUGUGAAAGCCUGGUGAGAAAUGUAAGCGAUCUACCUACCUAUGACAAGGAUGGGGGCAUCAGAACUUACAAUAACCCAGCCUGGUUCAGAUCUGGAUCCGACUGGCUGAAGGUGACGCCCUGGGGAAUAAGGAAAAUGCUGAACUGGAUCAAGGACAAGUAUAACAACGUGGACAUUUAUAUCACAGGAAGUGGCUUAUCAGAUCACAACGUGACGCUCCAUGAUGAUCACGAAGUUCAAUUUUAUCGUAUUUUCAUCAAUGAAGUACUGAAAGGUGAACGUAGCACAUCUGUAACCUUGGACGACUGCAGUGUUAAAGGUUUCACAGCAUGGUCCUUGAUGGACAAGGUCGGCCGAGUGAACUUCAACUUCUCUGAUCCACGCAUCUCAAAAACCUCGGACAUGUGGUACGCUGGGCUGAUUCAGGACAAUGGGUACAAGCGCGGGUACUCGUGGCCCGGGGGUAGGGGAUCUGCCGUGCAGGGGGAGGGGGAGUUUCAUUAUGGAACCUUCCCCAAGGACUUUCUGUGGAGUAUUGCCUCCUCCUCCUUUCAAAUUGAAGGCGCUGUCACGGAGGAUGGACGAGGAGAAAGUAUAUGGGACAACUUCGAAGGUAUUCAUAACGAUACUGGCAGCGUGACCUGUGACAGCUACCACAAAUACACCGAGGACGUCAGACUUCUUAAAAACCUUGGGGUCGACCUCUACCGUUUUUCCAUCGCGUGGUCACGAAUAUUCCCAGAUGGCACCAAAGCAUCUAUAAAUCAAGCCGGUAUCCAGUACUACCAUCGACUCCUCGACGCUCUCCGUGCUGCGGGUAUUGAACCAAUGGCCACCUUGUACCACUGGGACCUUCCAAAGGCUCUCCAGGAUAAAGGAGGGUGGACUAAUGCGUCCAUUAUAGGGCACUUCACGGACUACGCUGAUGUGUGCUUCAGGGAAUAUGGAAAUAAGGUGAAACUUUGGCUGACGUUCAAUGAACCUUGGAUAUUCCUUGUAAAGGGUCUUGAGACGGGACAGAAUGCACCUGGGCAUACCAGCGAAUGGGUGGUGCCCUACAGUGGGGGCCACAACGUCCUGUUGGCCCAUGCCGAGGCCUACCAUCUGUAUAAUAACUCCUACAGGGAGACUCAGAACGGUGAAAUAAGCAUCUCCUGCAACUUGGACUGGCCAGAGCCCCUGGACCCUACGAAUUCCUCCGACAUCGAGGCGUCAGAGACUGCUGUUCAGAUGUUCCUGGGAUGGUUCGCAAAUCCUGUUUAUGUGAACGGGGACUACCCAGAGGUGAUGAAAACAAGGAUAGCCGCCACCUGUCAGAUAGAGGGACGCAAUGUAUCCGAACUACCCGCAUUCACAGAGGCACAAAGCAAUAGAGUUAAAGGGACAUAUGAUUUCUUCGGCUUGAACCACUACACAACCCGGUACGUGUACAUGGGCCACCUGACGUCCCAAUAUAGGACUGACAAGGGCAGUCAAGAUUUCACCCCAGAUCUAGGCAUCAAGCGCCAACUUGAUCCCACAUGGCCAACGAGUGGUUCCCCUUGGUUAAUAAUUGUUCCCUGGGGGAUGAGGAAGAAUCUCAACUGGGUAAAGAGCAACUACGGCAACAUCCCCAUCUAUUUGAACGAGAACGGCCUGUCUGACAACAAUGGUACUCUGGAUGAUCAACACAGGGUUGACUUCUUUCGAUCUUACAUAAAUGAAGUUCUGAAAGCUAUUGAUUUUGACGAAGUGAAUGUAAGAAGCUAUACCGCGUGGUCGUUAAUGGAUAACUUUGAGUGGGAAGGUGGAUACCAUGAAAAGUUUGGAGUUCAUCAUGUCGACUUUAAUAGCACCAACAGGACGAGGACCCCGAGAUCCUCUGCAGCUUUCCUGCGACACGUAAAGACGUAUCACUUUUCACUCUCGUGGUCCCGAAUCUUACCGAAAGGAAAGUCGGAAGAAGUCAACCAAGAUGGCAUCAAUUAUUACAACGAGCUGCUCUUGGCUCUGGCUGAUGCUGAGAUUGAACCAAUCGUGUCCCUUCACCAGUGGGACACCCCAGCUGCCAUUACAAACGGUUGGCUGGAUAACAACAUCGUGGAAGCCUUCGGGAACUACUCCAGAAUAUGCUUUCAGAACUUCGGAGAUAAGGUCAAAACGUGGAUAACCCAAAAUGAACCGAAUACUCUAGCACUGUAUGGAUACGAGUUAGGACAGCAUGUCCCAAGGGUCAGAGGUCAAGGGUAUCGUGCCGCCCACACCAUGAUCAAAGCACAUGCUGCAGCGUACAGGAUUUAUCAAGAGGAUUUUAAGAAGAUCCAAAACGGAAGAGUGGGACUUGCAGUGUAUUCUUCUUGGGCUCUGCCAAAGUCGGAAAGAGUCCCUGGUGAUUGGGCCGCUCAAGACCGGAAGUUUGCCUUCGACUUUGAUUGGUUCGUUGACCCAGUGCUCCUGGACGGAGAGUACCCGGAUGUCAUGAGGAGAGAGGUGUCUCUCAGAAGCAGAGAACAGAAUCUUAACCAAUCCCGUCUCCCGGUGUUUACAGACGUAGAGAGGAACAUGAUCAGAGGUUCGGCUGACUUCCUCGGCAUCAGCUACUACACCACCAACAUAGUGGAGGAUCGACGUCACAACGACGACACCGCCCCACCCUCCAUCACUGACGACAGAGCCGUCACGGUGUCGGUAAACACAUCAAUGGCAAGUACUAACUGUCCACGGCUUCACAUGUACCCCAAGGGAAUCAGGAUGGUACUGAGAAGGGUCAAACAGCGGUAUGGUAACAUCCCCGUCUAUGUUACCGGUAACGGCGUAUCAGACAAGCCAGGUACAACUGAUGACACGGAUAGAGUGGAGUACAUGAAGUCCCACACCAAUGAAGUACUGAAAGCUAUACAACUCGACGGCGUUGACGUUCGUGGUUACAUGGCCUACACCCUCACCGACAGCUUCGAGUGGAAAUACGGCUACAGCGUUGCUUUUGGUCUGUACUACGUCAAUUUUACCGAUCCAAAACGAGAUUGGCAUCCUAAAACGUCGUCAAUAUAUUAUGGUAGUCUUAUUCGAAACAAUGGGUUCUUGCAUCGGAAACACAAUUCUACAACCUAGGUUUGUCACUGGGGACGAAUGUCCAGGAUCACAUUUUGGUUGCUUUUAUAGGAUUUAUGAUUGUCAUUUUUCUCUCUAUCAUACCAUUAGUUUAUUGAUACACAUUCGCCCCAGAACCACCCACUAGUAGUUGAGUUGUAGGACAUUUGCAUUUUCCACACACAGGUACUUUACCAAACCAUGUUCGAUAUAUUUUGACAGUAAGCAUACGUGAAUGUUUUGUCUUUGCCAAUGACCAAAUAAGCAGACAUGCGUACAUAUGUAAAUAUUUCAAAGAAUGAACAGGGUCAAUUUAUAUAGUUACACUCGUAUAUCGGGAAAGUCUCACUGGAAAAUCAAAGAUUUUCCACACGCUGUCACGCCUUUUGACUUUUAAACAUCUAUUUCCUUUUUGUUUGCACAUUGGUUUCAUCAUCUGCGAUGUUCGCGUAACCAACAUGGAUUUAUAUCAUUGCAUUGUCUCGAAUAAAGAACAUGACGCCAUCCACUGUUUAUAUCUUGCAUAGGAUGGAAGUUUGUUUUGUUUAUUUCGUCUCCGUUAUAAUUUAGUCGCUUCUUAUAAUAAUAUGAAUAAUGUUUGGCCUAUUCCAACCUGGUCUCCAGGGGGUAUUUUUUGACGUCGUUCCAACAAUAAAUCGACUGUCUUGACUUUUUGUGUGAUCUAUUUUCAUUUCGUACAAUUACA